This is a messenger RNA of Aspergillus caelatus, 791 nucleotides long. RefSeq names its product mitochondrial matrix Mmp37. Bases 242 to 502 code for a protein of 86 amino acids. The transcript has a single exon. Lineage: Eukaryota; Fungi; Ascomycota; Eurotiomycetes; Eurotiales; Aspergillaceae. Gene Ontology annotation, cellular component: mitochondrion. Gene Ontology annotation, biological process: CDP-diacylglycerol biosynthetic process; cardiolipin biosynthetic process. The record is from RefSeq and is a predicted model, not a curated record. Gene Ontology annotation, molecular function: phosphatidate cytidylyltransferase activity.
UCCCAAUCCAGGACGUCAGUUAGGAAAAAUCGCCAGCAACAAGAUCCCAAAUUGCCCCAAAUGCCACCCAACCCUGAGUUUAAAUAUGCCCUACAACAAAUAGCCCAACAAUUUCGCGCCCCAAUUGCCUACAGCAUCGCCUACGGCCCCCCCCAAACCACAAACAAGACCAGCUUCAAUCCCCGACUCCACCAGAAACCCACCCUGGCAAUAACCUAGGCCCGAGAAGGCCACCCGCAAGAUGGUCGACUUCAUCUUGGGUAUCUCAGACGCUCACACCUGGCACACCAUCGGCCUCCAACAACACCUUCCGCACUACCUAGCCCUCAUCUGCUCACUAGGCCCGCACGCCAUAUCCAAAUACCAGAAGAACUUCGACGCAGGAGUCUACUUCUACCCCUUCAUAACCAUCAACGGAACACUAAUCAAGUACGGUGCCGUGCUGAAACACACUUUAUCUUACAGGCCAGAUACAGAAACCCGUCAUAGUUUUACAAGAUAACACAGUCAUUCAGGAUGCAGGACGUGCGAAUCUUGUUUCCACAUUGAGGAUUGCAUUGUUAUUACUUCCUGGAAAGGAUCACGGAGUUGGGGGUUUAUACAGGGUUAUCAUACAUAGAGACCCGAGGAUGGUGGUCGGGGGCGAUAAUCCUGGGAAGGUGAGGAGUAUUGUUGGGGUUCAGAUAAGGGCGUUUCAGGACUAUAGGGGGGUUGAUUAGCGGGCUAGAGGUUGUGACCGAACUUUAAUUAUAACGGAGGGUUAGAGCAGGAUAUGGAUGCAGCUGUGCAGG